Molecule: messenger RNA, 5218 nt
Organism: Lepidothrix coronata (blue-crowned manakin)
Lineage: Eukaryota; Metazoa; Chordata; Aves; Passeriformes; Pipridae
Gene: PHETA2
Product: family with sequence similarity 109 member B
Exons: 3
Coding region: 172-984 (270 amino acids)
Biological process (GO): retrograde transport, endosome to Golgi; endosome organization; receptor recycling
Cellular component (GO): recycling endosome; early endosome; trans-Golgi network
Source: RefSeq, a predicted model, not a curated record
CCCUCCCCCGCCCGCGGCCGGGGCUGGGCUGCCCCGCACCGCACCGCCGAGCAGGAGCGGCCGGAGGAUGGGGCUCAUCACAGUGAAGCUUUGGAGACCCUCAACGAGGGAGCAGCCCAACCAAGGAAGACAGCAAGGGAUUGCAGUCUGACCCACACAGCUGGCAGGGUGAUGAAGCUGAAUGAGCGAAGCGUGGCCCACUAUGCCACCUGUGACUCACCCGCUGACCAUGCCGGCUUCCUGCGCAAGCGGGUGGAACGGCACCACCACCAUGCCCACCACUACAGCACCUCCUACCAGCGCCGCUGGUUUGUCCUCAAGGGCAAUCUCCUCUUCUACUUCGAGGAGCGGGAGAGCCGUGAGCCUGUGGGGCUGGUGGUCCUGGAGGGCUGCACCGUGGAGCUGUGUGAGGCUGCUGAGGAGUUCGCCUUUGCCAUCCGCUUUGACGAUGCUGGCGCCAGGGCUUAUGUGCUGGUGGCUGACGGGCAGGCUACCAUGGAGGCCUGGGUGAAGGCACUUUCGCGGGCCAGCUUCGACUACAUGCGGCUGGUGGUAAAGGAGCUGGAGAAGCAGCUGGAGGAGGCUUGCAAGAGCUUGGCCGCUUGCCGCAAGUCUCCACGGAGGUCCUCCUCCUCUGGCAGGAAGAGGCAUCUCUCCAACCCAGCCUUGCUGCCUCUCCAGGAGAAGCCUUCCAUCCUGGAGAACGGUUACUCCACAUGGGGUAGUGGUGGUUGUAUCCCCGGUGGGGCUGCCUGCCCUGACCAUGAUGGGGGGCAAGCAAAGCCCCCACCCCUGCCUCCUCGCCGGCGCUCGGCCACUGGCAGCGCCACAGGGUCCUCAGCGCCCAGCCUCUCACCAGCCAUGCUGGAGAGCCCAGUGUCGCCAGACACGAUCUGUUUCUCCAAGCUGCACAACUGGUACGGGCAGGAGAUCGUGGUGCUGAGACGAGAGUGGCAGGAGAGGCAGAAGAGGGGACACCUGUGACUGAGGGCGCAGGACGCAAGUCACCAGCCAGCUGAUGCCUGUCAGCCUGUCUCCCACAUGGGAAGAGCAGAGCAAGGGACUCAGUGGCUGAGUGUGCAGUGUGUGUAUGCUUCAGAGGGUGUGUGGGAGGCAUCCGAGUCUUCCCCAAACUUCAUGUUUCACUUCCAUGAGGCUUUGUACAGCCGGAGUGUGUAAUACCAGGAGAGCCACCUCUGAACUCUCCUCUGUUGGUGAUACGAGGUGUGGAGGGGGCACAAAUCAGCAUGUAUGCAACAAACCUCAGCCAAAAGGCUUGGCCCACUGCCGUCUUGGCGGGCAUGCUUCAUCACCCACCUCUCAUUCACCGCUUUUUUUUGGUUUUGUUUCUCAGUGUGGAAGUUUGCACGGGUCAGCGUUUAUUAUUAUCUGUGGUCUUGCGCCAAAGUCCUUCUGCUUUUGUUCUUUUGCUGCAGAUAAGGCUGGGCUCUUAUGAAGUGCCUCCAACGGGCCACUGGCCCUGGCGUGUGCCUCCGGCCUUGUGCCUCUCUCACCACAGGACAUGUGUGAGCCACUGCAGCUGUGGCUGGCCCAGGAGCUGGGGCUCUUGCACUAUCUGUUUUUUUUUUUUUUACUUUUCUUUACUUCUUUACUGACCCUUCUUCCAGCUAAAUUCUUCAGGAUGUGGAUAUCACGGGCUUGCAUCUGUCUCUUUGUGUGCUCAUGCUCAACAACAGGGCUGAAAUGGAGACACAGAGCGUGGCCUGAAGCAACAGUGAGGACCAGGAGCUCCCCAGGGCUUAUCUGGACUCUGUCAAGUGGUAAUCAAGCCUGUUACUAUUUCAGGCUCGAGCUUUCCCUGUUCCAAAACAGGGAUGCUAAAGCCUCUUCACCUGGCCAAGAGUAAAUUUCUCAGCCUUUGUUCAGACCACAGCUCCUGCGAAGUGCCAUAUAGGGCUCAGUCAGCUCAUUAGGCUGCUUGCCCAAGAGGGUGUCCAGAGCCACACCCUUGCUGGGCCUCUCGUUGUGGCUCUGCCCAACUCCUGGCAGUGCUGCACAGUCAGAGGAGAGGCUUUGGAGGAGCAGGGAAGAGGAGAGAGCUGGUCUCGGGAGGAAAAGUGAAGGUGUGGGAGUGAUUUACAGGUAGCAGUGACUGUGUGUUGGUGGUGUCUGGGCUUGCCUCUCUAGCAUCGAAGCCAUAUCGCUGCUUUCUACCAAGCCAGCACUUGGCCUGCCUGUGCUUCCCUCUGACUUCAUCUCAGCAUUGCUUGGCUCAUUCCUGUAGCACAUCCCAUCUUCCCAGCGGGCUGGGAGGGCUGCAGGGAGGCAUGCCUGUCACCUCACUGCAGAAAUAGACUUGUCCAUCAGUAGGUCAGAAACCUUGGCCACAAGGCAGACGGUACAAGUAUGUGGAUGCCAAGUCCAGGGACUAGAACACCCUGGAGUUGGGGUUUAUAAAUCUCCCUUAUCCUCUUGGCAAGGGCUGUUUUUCAGAUUAAAAAAUAUAUGUGAUGUAGUCAUGUGCUUCCUAUCUAAAAAUGGAAAAACCUGGUUUUAUUGCCCUGUUUUAUUAAGGAGCCUUGCUGGGAAAGCAAAAGGCCAUUUCAGGUCAUGACUGGCUGGAACCUAUUUUGCUUUUCUGGAGUUAAAUGCACUCAGCUUUAUACUUUGCAAUAGCCAGUAGAGAAUGCCAGUGCAGAAAUCAAAUUAAUUCCAUUAACUCUUGGUGCCUUUGAAAAUAUAAAUCUCUGGUAGUUUUGGAUGAUGAGCUUCCAGCCUCCUGCCUAAUUAUGGCUCAGUAGUGUAUUAGAGGAAAUCUUAAAUCAGAUCUUAGCAAUAUGACUUCAGGCAGUGACAGUGUAACCUUCACUUACAAGUGAUGCUAUCCAGUCCUCUCCAGUUUGUGCCUGUAUUUCUUCACAGUAAGGAUCUUCAGGUUUGGGAGGAUUAUUUUUGUUCUGUUUUCAAGUGAAAAUAGUUCAGAAAAAGCAGGAGCGGGUGGCUAUGGGUCAGGCCCCAGGCUCUGUCAGCAGCCCAGUUGGUUGGACAGAGGGGUCAGUUCUGCCUCCCUACCUGCAGCUUGAAGAGUUCAGUACUGCAGCAUUCCUGGCUGUGAACCCGUUCCCUUCCCCAUGCCAGGGCAGCAGCAUCAGGGAAUCACACUACCUAGUGCCUCUUUGCUCUGAGCGUGGGUAUUUUGGGGCCAAGGUCAGAUUUGUUAAGCAUUUUCCUGUGUUUAUUUUUUUAAAUGUAAUACAGAGAGAAAAAUAUUUCCGAUGUCUCAGACUUACAUAAGGCAGUUUGACGGUAAAGAUUUAAUUUCUGAAACCAGUCAAAAUGUAGUGGCAGUUCCUACAAGAGAUCCAAGAAUUGGGAACGACUUAAAAAAGAAAAUAAAUUAACAAAGCCAGUUCUGUCAGAACUGGGACUGAAGCAGUAUUAUUCAUUUAAGGGCAGUUUCACUUUUAAGAAGCUGAGUUUGUUUUAAUAAGCCAGGAUUGUAUUCAUAACACUACUAAAGAGCUUAUAUUUAAUGCUUUAAUCUGUCCCAUUCAAAUGGCACAAUUUCCACGCUACCUACCUUUGCGUUAGCACAUAUCCCAGCUAAAUCCUAAAUCCUGCAAAUGAGGCGCUGCGCUCUGCUUUCUGUCUAAUCGCAUUUGGAGUAAUUUUGUGUUUUAUUCUGCAGCACUGACAAGAAAAUGGCUGAAUCCUGAUCCUCAUUUGUGCUCAGCCCAGCUGUCCAUGGGCCUUUGCUAGGUUUCCAAAGUGCUGUGUGACUUUGGAUGCACUUGAUCGGGGCUUCCUCACUAUUCCGUUCUCAUAGCAAGGUUGGCCCUUUUCUGAGUAAAAAGAGCCAUAAUUGGAGUCAUGCCCAAAUUUGUAUGGGAAUAUGGGGUUUUUUUAAUGACUGUUGCUGCUUGCUUCAUUAGGCAGGAAGCAUCUGGGUGCCCCUCUGCCUCCUCAGAGAUGGAGACUAUCAAACCAGCACAGCUGAGAAUUGGUUGUGCUGGUAGAGUCUUUGAAGCAGUUCGCAGGCUGGAGGUUGGGAUUUCAGGUUCCUGAAGUUGCACAUGCAGCUGGCUAAUGGAGCAUCCUGUCUGUCUGCGGGCAGACAUCAUUACAGGAAAGGCAGAGAGUUUUCACUGCACAUCGUCCCUGGCAGCAAAAAAGACUAAUUGCCACACAUGGGUUUUUCUCUAGCCAUUCAGGUUUGGACUGUUUCACCUCCUGCUUCCACUUUCCCUUAUUAAUUUUUAAAAAUAGAGAAUGUCUGGGCUGCACAGAACAGGUUCCUUGGCAUAGGGGGAGCUGAAUGCUAAAGCUGAAUGGGUACUUUCCUUAAGGUACUGAAUUUAAGAUCCUUUUCUAAGACUUUUCUUUAGCAUAAUAAUGCAAAAGCAAUGAGAGAAAAAUGCUAAAAUUUAAAAGAAGACUGAAAGACGGAGGGCAAUUCUAUCAUGGCCUUUGUAAGCUAUGGCGAGAAGGGCUCCCAAUCCUGCUAAAAUACUUGACAAAAUCCUUAAAUUUUUUUCUGAGGCUGGCAUUUAAGAUUUAAACCCGUGAUAUUAUUUCUGCACAUCUUUUUUGUUAAACUGUGCUGAUGUUUUCCACUGAAUCCAGGUCCUAGCGGCAAGAGUAACCUGAAGUUUUUCCCCGUGGCCACUGCUAGCCACUUGGUGGACAAUCCUGACCGGGAUCAGACAUUUUCUGUUACAGUAGCUACUGCAUUAAUUGGGGGGGGGGAGGCGGGGAGUGACCCCUCCAUCUUAACCUCUCUCGACUGCCUUUGCAGAGAAGCUUAAAGAAUCCCCACUGAAAUGCACGUGGAGUUCCCGUGUCCGGGGCACCUCGGCACCACCAAUUGCGUUCAUUCCGCACAAUUACCUGGCAACACUACGAGCAACCCGCGGGGACACUCCCGCCUUCCCAAGGGCUUCUAUUUUAGGUAGGACGGCGUGUUCUAUUUUUAAGGAGACGGUUUUGCAUGCGCCUUUGUUUUACACGCGGAACUUGUGUUAUACAUUUCAUUACUUUGUUAGCGUUUGUUUUACACGCGGAACUUGUAUUACGAAUCUCAUUUACGUUGUUCAGCGUUUGUAUUUUAUGCUAAAUAAACCGGAUUGAUUUGUAGCCCGUGAGCCCCCCCGGGAGUGUCUGCAGGGCCUGGGCAUUCCCGCCCGGCGCGGUUUUCCCCAGUGGAGCCCUCUCGGAAGGGGUGGGAGACUGCCCGCUUCCUUCCCUCCUCCCGGCCACC